GCGCUUCUGGGUGACGUGUGAACUCCAGGAGAGCAGCGUCUGUGCCUUUCCUGUUUACCAUGUCAUCUGUGUAGCCGGUGACAGCCCUGGGGAGAGCUCCAGUGCAAAGAACACCCAGUGCGCCAGUGAGAGGAGGAGGACGGAGACACAGAAACCGCUGCUGCUCCCAACAGCAGACCAAGGCGGGCCCCAGGGGGUCUGUCAGGCUCUGCUCAGGGGCCAGAACCUAGGAGGCCAAGAGGGCAGCCGAGGGGACGAAGGGGCCUAAGGACUUCGUUGCCAGAUAUGUACCCCAACCAGGAGCAAGGCAUGAAUUUCGGUGAGGGAGGUACCCCAGCCCCAGAUAGUACUGUGGUGCCUCAGAAUCUGCUGGAAGAAAUGCUUUGGUUUUUUCGGGCGGAAGAUGCAACUCCUUGGAAUAUUUCUGUCUUUGCCCUGGCGGGUGUGGUGGUCGUGAUAAGCAUCGUCCUCCUGGUAAGGAACAUCAAGGCAAAGAGAAAACAAAAGAUGCAGCCACGGGAAAAACAAACUCUGGAGGUCUUGGCUGAGAUCAGAAUCAAAGAUGAAAACGGUCCGAACAUCGUAAGAGAGACUUUGCUCUCAGAGAAGCCGGAUUCAGCCCAGGUGGAAAUUGAGUUAAUAGAGUGAAGGAAAAAAAAAAAAAAGGAGAGAGAGAGAAAGGUGCCACCACUCUUCCUUCCAGACCCACAAGCAUCCAAGAGCUAAUGGGUGUGCGGAGCAGUGCUCGCAUGUUGUCAGCAGAUAAAAUGAAAGAACUGACAUCCAACUAAGAUUCUGUUAUGAAAAAAACCACAACACCUUUUUAUUAAAAAGCUUCUGGAUAUGGGCAGUUGGAACUGCAGUUUGUUCAAACGGCGGUGGUCCACACACACGCGGCUUCUAGCAAAAGUGUAAAAUCCAUAGUCAGCCUGUGGGCGGGGAAGCCUGGCCGGGACUCCUCGUAUGGCCUUGAG
Molecule: messenger RNA, 974 nt
Organism: Pteronotus mesoamericanus
Lineage: Eukaryota; Metazoa; Chordata; Mammalia; Chiroptera; Mormoopidae
Gene: SLC51B
Product: SLC51 subunit beta
Exons: 6
Coding region: 286-648 (120 amino acids)
Biological process (GO): bile acid and bile salt transport
Cellular component (GO): plasma membrane; protein-containing complex
Molecular function (GO): transmembrane transporter activity; protein heterodimerization activity
Source: RefSeq, a predicted model, not a curated record